AUGACUUGUCACGUUCCUGGUUGCGUAGGAAAUAAGAAAACAGUAAGAUUACAUGAUUUUCCAACAAGGAAUGACAAGAUGUAUGAGAUUUGGAUUAGGCGAGUGAAUAAUCCAAAAUUGGAUGAUGUGGAGAUUAAAAAAAUGCGAAUAAGUCGAUUUGUUUCCGACAAUCAUUUUGCAGAUUGUUGCAAAACACAGCCACAAAAGAAAAAUAUGACAAAUCUUAAAGUUAACGCGUUGCCAACUUUAAAUAUGCCUGAACAUUGUUUGAGCACAAAUAACAUUUCCACUCAGGCGGAAAGUUAUACUUCGGAAAGCUUGCCACAAAAUAACAAUAAGGAACGUUCUGCAAGUUUUGAUAAAGUUGUAGCAAAUAACGAAUUUGUGUCCAAUACAAUGGAAAAUCAGGGACAUGUCGCGCCAACACGUAAUACAGGUUUUGAAGAGCUUGCUAAUGGAUUUGCUGACCACGCACUGGUGUUUAUGAUUAAGGGUUUAAAGAACAAGUGGAAAUGGCCAGUUGCUUUUUAUUUUUCUGAUGGUGGUGUGAAUAAUUUCAAUUUGAAAUGCUGCAUUGAAGAAGUAGUGAAAAAAUUACUUAGUAUUGAUUUAAAAAUUGUGGCAACAGUUUGCAAUCAAUACCCCGCAAAUCGCAAAGCUGUUAGCAUGCUUAUAAAUGAGACAAAUAAACGUUAUGGUAGAAAUAAUGAUGAUAAAAGAUUAGAAUUCGAAAUAAACGGGCAUCCAAUAGCUCCUUUGUUUGAUCCUCCUCAUAUGUUGAAGUGUAUGAUGAAUAACUUUGCAAAAUGUAAUGUUAAAUGUACCAGCACAAAGGGGGUACAACUCGAAGCUGCUUGGAGUGAUAUUCUGAGUUUUUAUGAGUAUGACUCUAAGUUAAGCAUAUAUCGAUGUUGUCCCACUUUAACCGCUCAACAUAUUUAUCAAAAAUGUUGGAAAGUCAUGAAGGUAUCAUUAGCGACACAAGUGUUCUCAAAGCGUGUAGCCAUUGGACUUCAAAAUUCAUAUUUUACGAGGUUAGAUGCUUCGGCAACUGCCUAUGGCACUAGUGAAUUUUUGAAGUUCAUGGACUGCUUGUUUGACAGCGUUAACGGACUAUCAAUAAGUCCAAAAACGGGGAACUCCGAUGCGCUAUAA
This is a messenger RNA of Ctenocephalides felis (cat flea), 1155 nucleotides long. RefSeq lists its product as uncharacterized. The coding region runs from base 1 to 1155 and encodes 384 amino acids. The transcript has 4 exons. The record is from RefSeq and is a predicted model, not a curated record. NCBI's taxonomy places the organism in Eukaryota, Metazoa, Arthropoda, Insecta, Siphonaptera, Pulicidae.